Trypanosoma rangeli is the source of this 312-nucleotide messenger RNA. RefSeq lists its product as uncharacterized. Lineage: Eukaryota; Euglenozoa; Kinetoplastea; Trypanosomatida; Trypanosomatidae. Bases 1 to 312 code for a protein of 103 amino acids. The transcript has a single exon. The record is from RefSeq and is a predicted model, not a curated record.
AUGCGCAGGAUCCCGUCGAUGCAGUACGCGGAGACCCAUAGCGAGCUGACGACGGUGCAGCUGGUCGGCAUUAUAGUUGGCGGCGUUGCUGCUGCUGUGCUGCUGCCACGACUCGCUUGGCAACGCGAAUGCGCCGAAGGAGGCAACGGACCCCUUGACGUUCGUGUUCACCGACAUCGCAAUCAGCCGGUGGUGCGUCGCCACGGCGUCGGGCAUCGCCUCGGAACACGCGGACCACGGCGCCGUGCUGCUCUCGAAGUACGGCAGCUACGAGUUGAAGACGAUUGGCGACUUGUUCAUGAUAGCGUGUAA